Molecule: messenger RNA, 2663 nt
Organism: Salvelinus fontinalis (brook trout)
Lineage: Eukaryota; Metazoa; Chordata; Actinopteri; Salmoniformes; Salmonidae
Product: E3 ubiquitin-protein ligase RNF167-like
Exons: 10
Coding region: 171-1382 (403 amino acids)
Biological process (GO): protein ubiquitination; positive regulation of DNA-templated transcription; ubiquitin-dependent protein catabolic process
Cellular component (GO): nucleoplasm; cytoplasm
Molecular function (GO): ubiquitin protein ligase activity; zinc ion binding
Source: RefSeq, a predicted model, not a curated record
AUAAAAUCCGCGAUCGUAUCCUGCUGCUAGGAGAACGGUAAUAACUUUACCGUCGUGGCUAAGAACUGUUCUUCGCGGUGAAGAAUUGGACAAAACAAGACACUGACUGGCUGAACUUCCCUGCUACCUUGCCGUACUCAUCCCAUUCUCCAGACAGACAGUGGGGCAGGAUGCUGGGUCUGUGGUGCAUGAGUGCCCAACUGGGCCUUCUCACUCUGGUGCUGUGCUGCACACUGGCUCCCUUACCUGCACAUGCAUACAUCUAUGCUCAUUACAGCAAUAUGACUAACAUGUUGUUUGAGGACCUGUCUGCCUUGUUUGGAUCAUCACUACCCAAAGAGGGACUUAUGGGUGUGUUAGUAGAGUCCCAUCCACUCAACGGCUGCACUCCGAUAAAACCUCCACCACCACGGCCCACAUCUAGUGAUUUCAACACUACCACUACUAAGUACAUAGUCCUCAUCCAACGCUAUGACUGCAAUUUUGAUAUCAAGGUACUGCAUGCACAGCAAGCGGGAUUCAGUGCAGCCAUCGUUCACAACAUGUACUCAGAGACUCUACUCAACAUGAACUACAGCAAUGAAACCAUUGCAGAGGAGAUUGAGAUCCCCUCAGUAUUCACCAGCUACUACGCCUCCCAAAUUCUCAGGACCUUCAUCAUUCCUGAACAAGGGGCCUAUGUGAUCCUCAAGCCGGAAUUUGCCUUUCCACUCUCGUAUUAUCUCAUCCCCUUCACCGGAGUGGUGGGCAUGAUCGUCCUUGUGACGGUUGUCUUCCUGAUUGUGCGCUGUGUGCAGUACAGGAAAAGGAUGAGGAAAAAUAGGCUGACCAGGGAACAACUAAAGAGGAUCCCCAUUCACAAGUUUACUAAAGGUGAUGAAUAUGAUGUUUGUGCUAUUUGUCUGGAUGAGUAUGAAGAGGGAGACAAACUGCGAGUUUUGCCUUGCUCACACGCGUACCACAGCAAGUGUGUGGACCCCUGGCUUACAGGGACUAAGAAAACUUGCCCCGUGUGCAAACAACGUGUAACCCGGCCCAAUCCGGAGUACUCUGAGUCCGAGUCUGAGAAUGAGAGAGCACGUGGUGGAGACGAAGAGGGGGGGGAGGGCGAAGCUGACACCGAGCGCACCCCUCUCCUCCGCCCCUCCAACCCAGGCUUCCCCUCUGGCAAUCCAGGGGCCUAUUCUGCCACUAUCACCACAGUAACCACAGCGCAGUGCCUAGCCUCUCCCACUCACUGCGACUCGCCCAUCCUGGAGUAUAAGGGCUACUACUCCCCUCAGGAGGUGUCAGACUCUGAUACUGAGGAGGGAGGGGUAGACUCCCACCCCUCAGAGGAUGACACUGCCCAGCUCAUUGGUAGGGGCACAGUGGGUGUCUGAGAGCCUGGAGGUAGAUGAGAUGAAAUUACUUUCUGCCAGCUGAAAAGGGUCAGUCUUGUCCCCCAGUGUGGUUUUAUCACACGAAAAAGAUUAACUGGUUUAUGGAGCUUUGGCUAUGAAGUUGUCUCAGUCAUAGACUUUCUAGAACACUAUUGUCACUCAAUGUUGCUAGCUCUAAGAUGGUAAUAUAAAGCCAAGAUUCUGCUAGAUUUUAGCAGUCCUUUUUAAACCUGUCUUAAACAUGAGGCACACAUUAAGUACAGUGAAUCAGUUAAACAUUUUGCUUUAAGUCUUAAGCCAGUGCACUCUAACCCCCCACCCCCCUCCUAAACUUUAUAUUUUCACAAAAUUAUGUGACUGCCAGGUAGUCUCAAACUUAAAAGGUAAUUUCUAUAUUUUUCAACUUCAUAUUCUUAAUCUCAAGCACCACCCCAACAUCAACAUAUGUGAAAAUAGUGCGUUUCUAUGUUUUGUAGUAAAAAAAAAAAAAAUCAAUGACAUCAUCGGUGUUUAUUGUGUGAUUUUAACCAAUUAUGAGUAAGCAUUGCCUACUAAUUGUCUACUAAUUGGUUGAUGAUGUCAUUGGAAACGCUUAUCUUCCUAUAUCUUUUUUACUACAAAACAUAGAAACGUGCCAUUUUCACAUACUGCAUGUUGAUGUUGGGGUGGUGCCGGAGAUUAUAAAUAUAACGUUGAAACAUUUCGACAUUUCUCUUUAACUAGGUAUUUGGUUGAAGAAAUCCUGUCAAUGCACUACUUGACAAUUGACAUACCCUAAAUUAUUAUUUUCAAUUAACAUACCAGGAGAUAACCCACCUGAGAUGACUGUGUAAAAUCAACGUAGCAUGAUUUUUUUUGGUAGUGAUUGAAUAGAGACACAACUCAUUCACCAGAAAGGAAACUACAGUGCUGCUGUCUCACAAAUAACAUAUCUUCCCCAUGCUAGUAGUAUACUGUAACCUGUAUGCAUCUCUGUAACUGGUUUCUUUAAUGAUAUUGUCGGUAAGUGGGAGUAUAAUUUACUCUAUGGUGAGUUUCAUUCACUGUAUUCUGGAGUUUUUUUUCUCUCUGAUGGAUCUGUUGGACAGUUCAUUUGCCCUGGACCAGUAAUCAUGGCAUGUCAAAGGAGAAUAUAUAUAUUGUAAACUUCACUGUGAUACGUUUUUAUUGUCCAGCAUCGUUUCUUUUAACUACUUUUACUCAUUUUAAAAGGUCUGAAUUUGUGCAGUGUAAUUUUAUUUCAACUUCUUCUAUAAAAAAAAGCUUAAUGAUGUUGUAAUA